AUGAAAAAGAAUAUCCUACAACCUGACUUUGCUCCCAAUUAUGGUUCGGAUGUUCAGAGAGGCACAAUUUCUGGCGCUGUCACCGAUGCUAAUGGUCUUCAUCGUACAUUGGGCAAUCGACAGAUCCAACUUAUAGCAAUUGGUGGCUCCAUUGGAACGGCCAUAUUUCUGACUAUAGGUUCAGCACUCACACAUUGCGGACCUGGGAGCUUACUGCUCGCCUUUCUUGUCCACAAUAUUAUGCUUGGUUUUGUCAAUAGCUGUAUGGCAGAAAUGGCUGUUUAUAUGCCUGUUAGUGGUGGAUUCAUUCGGAUGGCUUCCAAAUGGGUCGACGAAGCAUGGGGCUUUAUGGCGGGAUGGAACUUCUUCAUCUAUGAAGCUCUGAAUAUCCCAUUUGAAAUAACAGCUAUUCACACAAUUCUUUCUUUCUGGCGUGAUGAUAUCCCAGCUGCAGCUGUAUGCGCUGCUUGCAUUGUUCUCUACGGCUCCUUGAAUAUUCUUGUCGUGAAAAUAUAUGGUGAAUCAGAAUUCUGGCUAUCAAGUGGCAAAGUUCUCUUGAUAUUCAUACUGUUCUCCUUCACAUUUGUCACAAUGGUGGGAGGGAACCCACAUGGUGAUGCAUAUGGAUUCCAACAUUGGCAAGGCCCUGGUGCAUUUGCCGAGUACUUACAUACCGGGGAUCUUGGACGAUUCGAAGGAUUUCUGUCCGCCCUUUGGUACGCUGCAUUUACCUGUGUUGGCCCGGAGUAUAUCUCUAUGAUUGCAGGAGAGGCUAAACACCCUCGUAUAUAUCUAAAGUCAGCCUUUAAAACAGCUUACUGGAGAUUUGGAGUCUUUUUUAUCGGUAGUGCCUUGUGCACUGGAAUCGUUGUUGCUUACAAUGAUCCUGCACUAAUCGCUGUUGCUAAUGGCGAGUCAGAGCGCUCCGGGGCAGCAUCAUCUCCAUACGUUGUCGCAAUGGAAAAUCUCGGCAUUCGUGUGCUACCUCAUAUUGUGAACGCACUUUUGAUCACUACAAUCUUUUCAGCAGGGAACACGUAUGUUUAUGCCGCUUCAAGAAGUCUAUAUGCUCUGAGUUGUGAAGGCAAGGCUCCAAGAUUCCUACGAAAAUGUACGAAGAAGGGUGUACCGAUAUAUUCCUUUGCUGUGGUCAUGGCAUUUCCAUUUCUCUCUUUGUUGCAAUUAUCGAACAGCUCUGCCACCGUCCUGUCUUGGCUUAUCAAUAUAUUAAGUGGGGCUGCAGUGAUCAAUUUCAUUGUGAUGUCUGCCACAUAUAUAUGCUUCUACAGAGCAUGCAAGCACCAGGGGGUGGACCGCAGUUCCCUUCCCUAUAAAGGCUGGUUCCAGCCAUUCGCAGGAUACAUUGCCUUAAUCUGGAUGGUUGUCAUUGCAGUGUGCAACGGAUAUUCGAGUUUCAAUCCUUGGAGCCUCACCGACUUCUUUACCCAUUACAAUAUGAUUCUGCUUGCAAUAUUGACUUUCUUUGGAUGGAAGAUAGCGAAGGACACCACUCUACUGUCAUCUGAUAUAGCUGAUUUACGGUGGGAAUCAGGAGAGAUUAUCACUUACGAAGAGACCACCACUGACCCUCCUGUGGGCUUCUGGACAGAAACCCUCCAGUUUCUACGGAAAGGUACUCGUCCUAGACUAGAAGCAGUGUGA
Aspergillus caelatus is the source of this 1662-nucleotide messenger RNA. RefSeq names its product amino acid permease/ SLC12A domain-containing protein. Gene Ontology annotation, cellular component: membrane. NCBI's taxonomy places the organism in Eukaryota, Fungi, Ascomycota, Eurotiomycetes, Eurotiales, Aspergillaceae. The transcript is spliced from 2 exons. Gene Ontology annotation, biological process: amino acid transmembrane transport. Gene Ontology annotation, molecular function: amino acid transmembrane transporter activity. Bases 1 to 1662 code for a protein of 553 amino acids. The record is from RefSeq and is a predicted model, not a curated record.